AUGCGUUCCAAGUUCAAGGACGAGCACCCUUUCGAGAAGCGCAAGGCAGAAGCCGAACGCAUUCGCCAGAAGUAUGCCGAUCGCAUUCCAGUCAUCUGCGAAAAGGUCGAGAAAUCGGACAUCGCUACUAUCGACAAGAAGAAGUACCUCGUCCCUGCAGAUUUGACCGUCGGCCAAUUCGUCUAUGUCAUUCGCAAGCGCAUCAAGCUCAGCCCCGAAAAGGCCAUCUUCAUCUUCGUCGACGAGGUCCUCCCUCCGACCGCCGCCUUGAUGAGCAGUAUCUACGAGGAACACAAGGAUGAGGAUGGUUUCCUGUACAUCACGUAUGUUGGCACCGAGGUGAACAAGUCGUGA
Cladophialophora yegresii CBS 114405 is the source of this 354-nucleotide messenger RNA. Its product is annotated as autophagy-like protein 8. Lineage: Eukaryota; Fungi; Ascomycota; Eurotiomycetes; Chaetothyriales; Herpotrichiellaceae. The record is from RefSeq and is a predicted model, not a curated record. Gene Ontology annotation, cellular component: cytosol; fungal-type vacuole membrane; autophagosome. Gene Ontology annotation, biological process: macroautophagy; cellular response to nitrogen starvation. The coding region runs from base 1 to 354 and encodes 117 amino acids. The transcript has 2 exons. Gene Ontology annotation, molecular function: phosphatidylethanolamine binding.